Molecule: messenger RNA, 1573 nt
Organism: Nanorana parkeri
Lineage: Eukaryota; Metazoa; Chordata; Amphibia; Anura; Dicroglossidae
Product: protein crumbs homolog 1-like
Exons: 7
Coding region: 160-1491 (443 amino acids)
Biological process (GO): adherens junction organization; homophilic cell-cell adhesion; multicellular organism development
Cellular component (GO): adherens junction; catenin complex
Molecular function (GO): cadherin binding; calcium ion binding
Source: RefSeq, a predicted model, not a curated record
UGUAGCGGAGACACCACCACCACCAACUGUGGCUGCCUUCCUGGUGACAGUAGACAUGAAUGUGAACGAGAUGAUACAGAGCACCUCUUCCAGCCUGGCGGCUUCAUAGAAUACAGGUUUACUCACGCGUUUCAUCCACAACGGACACAUUUCCUGGCAAUGGUGAGGACGCGUCAGUCUCACAGCACAAUCCUCAGCCUGUUCUCCAGUGACAGGACCGAGUACAUCUUUCUGCAGGUGGUAGAUGGCAUCCUCACGGCUUCGUAUAAUAUCGGUGACGGUAACUACGUAGUGAGACUCGCCGGUCACAGACUGGAUUCUGGGGAGUGGUGUGAAGUCGGUUUGGAGAGGCUUCAGAACGAAUUCACUCUGCGUUUGAGCAGCGGAGCGGAGCAUGGCGAGGUCACAGUGGCGCAUGGCACGUACAAGGAAAUUAGAGUGGAUCCAAGCAGUGUUUUUCUGGGGAGCGGCAAGGUGGAAGAGCCAAGCUUCCAAGGCUGCAUGAAGGACAUAAGACUGAAUAGCUACAGACUGCCGAUGGAAAACCAGUCCAGCUCUCCGGUAACAAUGAUUGAGAAGCAAGGAGUGACUAGAGGAUGUACCUCUGAUGUCUGCAGGAGCAGUCCCUGUAGCCGGGGCUUCAUCUGCACUGAUAUGUGGAUGCUACAUGAAUGCCGCUGCCCCCCAGGGUACUUGUUGAUGGAAAACAUCACAGGCCAGUGGUGCCUGUAUACCGUGUGCGCACAAAGCCCGUGCAAAUAUGGCACCUGCAUACCACGAUCGGACGCCGAGUUCUCCUGCCUCUGCGCGCAGGGAUUCGCUGGCAGCAAUUGCGAUGUCAUCCAUUACACCCUGGAUCCGGGAUCCACGCUCAGCACGUUCCUCAUCACCUGCAUCGGCUCCACUGCCCUGAUCGCUGUGAUUGCCGGUGCUGUUCUUCUCUCCCGCUGCAAGAAGAAGAAAAGGAUGAAUGAGGGUGUCUAUCACGUGUCCGCUUAUCACGAUGAACCGGAGGACACCAGGCAGAACAUCUUCCAUUACAACGAAGAGGGGGGCGGCGAGGAGGAUCAGGACGCAUUCGACAUGACAGACCUCCAUCUGUCUCUGCGGAACAGCCCGGCGCCAUCUCUCGGCAGGAGGGCGAAGGAUCGCCGCGUCAACAGCCCCCUGAGCUGCGAUUACGAUCCGACUGACAGCCAGAAGGCUCCGUCAAAAGCGCCGGCGCCAAGGCUGAGCUGCUCUUUUACCAGCGGAGAUUUCGGGCAGUAUUUCUACGACGUCUGCCAGGACGCCGUCUACAUGCACUCGUCCUGCGACAGCCUGAAGGUGUACGACACGGAGGGAGUCGGCUCGUCGGCCGGCAGCCUAAGCACGCUGGCCUCCUCCGGGAUGGACUCGGACUUGGAGUACGAGGACGUGAAAGCGUGGGGGCCCAAAUUUUACUAUCUCAGUAAACUCUAUUCGUACACGGAGGACGACGAUUCGCAGUGAAAGAAGGCCGCGGGCCGACACGUCACAUCCAUGCAAUGCUUGUCUGCACAAAUUUAGAGAGGACAUCACCGCCGGCACUCGU